GAGGUCAAGUGGAUAGGCGAGACGCGGGACGCGGUCGCUCAGGCCCUUGCCCGCAUCGUCUGCGAACAGGUGGAGGACCGCAUCGAGGCCAUGGAUUUGGACGUCACCGACAGCACGAACAAGAUCACCAAGUGCAAUGAUAAAGGCGACGACUUGGAGGCACGAAGCGACAUGCGCCAUGACCUCGGAGAUGACGAGGUGCCCUACGAGCAGCGCGUCUUGACCUACGUCGACAACCUUGGGCCCGAUACGCUUGCGAUGGAGCUCGAGACUCGCUGCGCGCAGCUGCUGCUAGAGCGCGGCUUCGCGGCGCGGACGGCGUUCUCGAGCGUCGCCUCCACGCGCGAGGAAUCGGGAUCCGCUUUCGAUGUCGUCUGCACGUCGCCGCGCCUCCUCGCCCGCGCCCGCGCGCUCGUUAAGUCCACCCGCAGGAAGUUCCCACGCGGCCGCGCCGCGUGGCACGACGCGCUCAAGACUGGAAACGAGCUCAAACCCAAUCGCCCCGUGCAUCGCGCGAACGAGAUACUGGAGCAGUUCGAGACCGGGCGCGCUGACGAGCAGGAGGCCUCGAAGGACGUCCCCGCCAAGUGCGCGAAG
Molecule: messenger RNA, 597 nt
Organism: Prorocentrum cordatum
Lineage: Eukaryota; Dinophyceae; Prorocentrales; Prorocentraceae
Source: the annotation of a GenBank genome assembly